CAGACCCCCCCGGGACCCCCAAAAUCCCCCAGCCCCCCCCACUCCGCAUGUCUGACCCCCCACACACACACCUGGGGGGCCCCGUGGCCCCCCCGGGCCGGGCACCAGGUAAGUACCGGGGUGGGGCCUGCGGCGUCUGGGCGGUGGCCGAGUGAGGCUGCAGGUGGCCAAAGCUGCUGGUGGUCAGGGGUUCAGGUGGCCAAGGCUACCUGUGGGCAAGGUACAGGUGGCCAAGGGUUCAGGUGGUCAGGGGUUCAGGUGGCCAAGGCUACCUGUGGGCAAGGUACAGGUGGCCAAGGGUUCAGGUGGUCCAAGCUACUUUUGGUCAAGGGUUCAGGUGGUCAAGGUACAGGUGGCCAGGACUACUGGUGGCCAAGGAUCCAGGUGGCCAAGGCUACUGGUGGCCAAGGGUCCAGGUGGCCCUGGACUACCAGUGGUCAAGGCCACAGGUGGCCAAGGCUACCAGUGGUCAAGGUACAGGUGGCCAAGGGCUCAAGUGGCCAAGGCUGCUAGUAGCCAAGGGUCCAGGUGUGGCCCUGGUCUACCAGUGGUCAAGGUGACAAGUGGAAAGGGCUCAGGUGGCCAAAGACUAUUGGGUGGCCAAACUACAGGUGGACAGGGCUACUGGUGGCCAAAUUGACAGGUGAUCAGGGCUCCACGUGGACAGGGCUCCAGGUGGUCCGGUUGAGGUAGCCAAGGCUACCAAUGGCCCAGGUACGAGGCUACAGGUGGCCGAGCUGUAGGUAGGCAGGGCUACAGGUGGCCAAAGUACCGGCCACUGCUGGGCUAGAGGUGGUGGCCAAGGCUACAGCCAAGCUGAGGGACAGCUGGUGGCCAAGGUUGUGGCUAGUCAGGGUACCAGCAGAGCUACAGUCGGUGGCCAAGGCUCCAGGUAGCCAAACUACAGGCAGCCGAGGUUGUGGCUGGCCAAUGGGAUGGUUGACCAAGGCUACUGUUGGGCUACCUACAGGCAACCAAGGCUACUGUUGGCCAACCUGCAGUUAGUCAAGGCUGUCAUUGGUCAAGGUUCCAGGUGGCCAAACUACAGGCAACCCAGGCUCCCAUUGGCCAAGGCUACGGUUGGCCAAGGCUCCCAUUGGUUGGCCAAGGCUCUGGUUGGCCAAGGCUCCCAUUGGUUGGCCAAGGCUCCCGUUGGUUGGCCAAGGCUCUGGUUGGCCAAGGCUCCCAUUGGUUGGCCAAGACUCCGGUUGGCCAAGGCUCCCAUUGUCAAGGCUACAGUUGGCCAAGGCUCCCGUUGGCCAAGGCUCCCAUUGGUUGACCAAGGCUCCCGUUGGUUGGCCAAGUCUCCCGUUGGUUGGCCAAGGCUCCCAUUGGCCAAGGCUCCUGUUGGUUGGCCAAGGCUCCCAUUGGUUGGCUAGGACUCCCAAUGGUUGGCCAAGGCUCCCAUUGGUUGGCCAGGGCUCCCAAUGGUUGGCCAAGGCUCCUGUUGGUUGGCCAAGGCUCCCAUUGGUUGGCCAAGGCUCCCAUUGGUUGGCCAAGGCUACAGUUGGUUGGCCAAGGCUCCCAUUGGUUGGCCAAGGCUCCGGUUGACCAAGGCUCCCGUUGGUUGGCCAGGGCUCCCAAUGGUUGGCCAAGGCUCUGGUUGGCCAAGGCUCCCAUUGGUUGGCCAAGGCUCCGGUUGGCCAAGGCUCCCAUUGGUUGGCCAAGGCUCCCAUUGGCCAAGGUUCCUGUUGGUUGGCCAAGGCUCCCAUUGGUUGGCCAGGGCUCCCGAUGGUUGGCCAAGGCUCCCAUUGGUUGGCCAAGGCUCCUGUUGGUUGGCCAAGGCUCCCAUUGGUUGGCCAAGGCUCCCAUUGGUUGGCCAAGGCUCCCAUUGGUUGGCCAAGGCUCCCGUUGGUUGGCCAAGGCUCCCAUUGGUUGGCCAAGGCUACGGUUGACUAAGGCUCCCAUUGGUUGGCCAAGGCUCCCGUUGGUUGGCCAAGGCUCCCGUUGGUGGGCCAAGGCUCCCAUUGGCCAAGGCUCUCAUUGGUUGGCCAAGGCUCCAGGUAGCCAAACUGCAGGCAGCCGAGGCUAUGGUUGGCCAAUGGUUUGGUUAACCAAAUUACAGGGAAACAAGACUAUGAUUGGCCAAGGGUACCGUUGGCCAAGGCUGUGGGUGGAGCUACCACUGGCCAGGUCUCCAGUUGGCCAACCACCUGUUGGUCAGGGCUACCAUUGGCCAACCACCUGUUGGUCAAACGUCCAGCUGGCCAAACCUAUGGGUAGAGCUCUCGUUGGUCAACCUUCUGUUGGCCAAGCACCCAUUGGUCAACCUUCCGUUGGCCAACCACACAUUGGCCAAGCAUCCAAGUUGGCCAAGCCUACAGGUUGAGCUCUCAUUGGUCAACCUUCCAUUGGCCACCCACCUGUUGGCCAAGUGUCCAAGUUGGCCAAGCCUAUGAGUAGACAUCGGUCAACCUUCCAUUGGUCACCCUUCCAUUGGCCAAGUCGUCCAAGUUGGCCGAGCCUGUGGCUAGACCUCCCAUUGGUCACCCUUCCAUUGGCCAAGGCGUCCAAGUUGGCCGAGCCUGUGGCUAGACCUCCCAUUGGUCAACCUUCCAUCGGCCAACCACCCAUUGGUCAAGCGUCCAAGCUGGCCAGUUGGCCAAGCCUGUGGGUAGAGCUGUUAGUCAGCCUUCCAUUGAGGUUGGCCAAUCAUCCAUUGAGGUUGACCAACCUUCCAUUGAGGUUGACCAGCCUUCCAUUGAGGUUGGCCAAUCAUCCAUUGAGGUUGGCUAACCUUCCAUUGAGGUUGACCAACCUUCCAUUGAGGUUGACCAGCCUUCCACUGAGGUUGGCCAGUCUUCCACUGAGGUUGGCUAACCUUCCAUUGAGGUUGGCCAACCUUCCAUUGAGGUUGUCCAACUUUUCAUUGAGGUUGGCCAAUCUUCCACUGAGGUUGACCAGCCUUCCAUUGAGGUUGACCAGCCUUCCAUUGAGGUUGACCAACGCCUAGUUGGCCGAGUCCAUCGUGCCGGCGCCGCUCUCUCUGUGUCUCUCUGUGUCCCUGCACCCCUCGGGGCGGCGGUUCCGGGGUGUCCCCAUUACGGGAGUGUCCCAUUUCCGGUGUGUCCCAGUUUUGGGGUGUCCUCAUUCUGGGAGUGUCCCCGUUCUGGGGGUGUCCCUGUUCCGGUGUGUCCCAGUUUUGGGGUGUCCCCAUUCUGGGAGUGUCCCCAUUCUGGGAGUGUCCCAGUUUUGGGGGUGUCCCUGUUCUGGGGUAUCCUGGUUUUGGGGUAUCCCCAUUCUGAGGUGUCCCGGUUUUGGGGUGUCCCCGUUCCAGGGUGUCCCCAUUCCGGGGUGUUCCAGUUCUGGGCUGUCCCUUUUUUUUGGGGUGUCCUGGUUCUGGUGUGUCGCCAUUCCGGGUGUCUCCCUAUUCCGGGGUAUCCCAGUUUUGGGGUGUCCCUAUUCCAGGUAUCCCUGUUCUGGGGUGUCCCCAUUCCAGGGAUGUCCCCAUUUUUGGAGUGUCCCAGUUCCGGUGUGUCCCUGUUCUGGGGUGUCCCAUUUUUAGGGUAUCCCGGUUUUGGGGUGUCCCAUUUUUGGGGUGUCCCAGUUCCAGUGUGUCCCAUUUUUAUGGUAUCCCAUUCUUGGGGUGUCCCAUUUUUGUUGUAUCGCAUUUUUGGGGUGUCCCAGUUCCGGUGUAUCCCAUUUUUGUUGUAUCCCAUUUUUGGGGUGUCCCAUUUUUGUUGUAUCCUGUUUUUGGGGUGUCCCAUUUUUAGGGUGUCCCAGUUCUGGUGUAUCCCAUUUUUGUAGUAUUCCAUUUUUAGGGUAUCCCAUUUUUGGGGUGUCCCGUUUUUAGGGUGUCCCAUUUUUGGGCUCUCCCAUUUUCAGGGUGUGUCCCAUUUUUGGGGUAUCCCAUUUUUGGGGUAUUCCAUUUUCGGGCUGUCCCAUUUUCAGGGUCUCCCAUUUUAGGUUAUCCCAUUUUUAGGUCAUCCCAUUUUCGGGCUGUCCCAUUUUUGGUGUAUCCAGUUUUUAAGGUAUCCCGUUUUUGGGCUCUCCCAUUUUUGGGUUAUCCCAUUUUUAGGGUCUCCCAUUUUUGGGUUAUCCAAUUUUCGGGGUCUCCCAUUUUUGGGUUAUCCCAUUUUUAGGUUAUCCCAUUUUUGGGAUCUCCAAUUUUUAGGUUUUCCCAUUUUUAGGUUUUCCCAUUUUUAAGGUCUCCCAUUUUCAGGGUCUCCCAUUUUUGGGUUAUCCCAUUUUUAGGGUCUCCCAUUUUUAGGUUUUCCCAUUUUCGGGGUCUCCCAUUUACAGGGUAUCCCAUUUUCGGGGUCUCCCAUUUUUGGGUUCUCCCAUUUUUGGAUUAUCCCAUUUUCGGGGUCUCCCAUUUUAGGCUCUCCCAUUUUUGGGUUAUCCCAUUUUUAGGGUCUCCCAUUUUAGGUUAUCCCAUUUUUGAGUUAUCCCAUUUUUAGGGUCUCCCAUUUUCGGGGUCUCCCACUUUUGGGUUAUCCCAUUUUAGGUUUCCCAUUUUUAGGGUCUCCCAUUUUUGGGUUAUCCCAAUUUAGGCUCUCCCAUUUUUGGGUUAUCCCAUUUUCGGGGUCUCCCAUUUUAGGUUAUCCCAUUUUUAGGGUCUCCCGUUUUUGGAUUAUCCCAUUUUAGGGGUAUCCCAUUUUUAGGGUCUCCCAUUAUUGGGUUAUCCCAUUUUAGGUUAUCCCAUUUUUAGGUUUUCCCAUUUUUAAGGUCUCCCAUUUUUAGGGUAUCCCAUUUUUGGGUUAUCCCAUUUUCGGGGUAUCCCAUUUUCGGGGUCUCCCAUUUUAGGCUCUCCCAUUUUUGGGUUAUCCCAUUUUCAGGGUCUCCCAUUUUUGGGUUAUCCCAUUUUCGGGGUCUCCCAUUUUUGGGUUCUCCCAUUUUUGGAUUAUCCCAUUUUCAGGGUCUCCCAUUUUUGGGUUCUCCCAUUUUUGGAUUAUCCCAUUUUCGGGGUCUCCCAUUUUUGGGUUCUCCCAUUUUUGGAUUAUCCCAUUUUCGGGGUCUCCCAUUUUUGGGUUAUCCCAUUUUUAGGUUAUCCCAUUUUUGGGGUCUCCAAUUUUUAGGUUUUCCCAUUUUUAGGUUUUCCCAUUUUUAAGGUCUUCCAUUUUUAGGGUCUCCCAUUUUCGGGCUCUCCCAUUUUAGGCUCUCCCAUUUUUGGGUUAUCCCAUUUUCGGGGUCUCCCAUUUUUGGGUUAUCCCAUUUUCGGGGUCUCCCAUUUUCGGGGUCUCCCAUUUUCGGGGUCUCCCAUUUUUGAGUUAUCCCAUUUUUAGGGUCUCCCAUUUUCGGGGUUAUCCCAUUUUUGGGGUCUCCCAGUUUUGGGUUAUCCCAUUUUCGGGGUCUCCCAUUUUUGAGUUAUCCCAUUUUUAGGGUCUCCCAUUUUCGGGGUUAUCCCAUUUUUGGGGUCUCCCAUUUUUGGGUUAUCCCAUUUUCGGGUUAUCCCAUUUUUGGGUUAUCCCAUUUUAGGGUCUCCCAUUUUUGGAUUAUCCCAUUUUUGGGGUCUCCCAUUUUUGGAUUAUCCCAUUUUCGGGCUCUCCCAUUUUUGGGUUAUCCCAUUUUCGGGUUAUCCCAUUUUUGGGUUAUCCCAUUUUAGGGUCUCCCAUUUUUGGGUUAUCCCAUUUUCGGGUUAUCCCAUUUUUGGGCUAUCCCAUUUUCAGGGUCUCCCAUUUUGGGUUAUCCCAUUUUCGGGGUCUCCCAUUUUAGGUUUCCCAUUUUUAGGGUCUCCCAUUUUUGGGUUAUCCCAUUUUCGGAGUCUCCCAUUUUCAGGGUCUCCCAUUUUCGGGGUCUCCCAUUUUUGGAUUAUCCCAUUUUAGGUUAUCCCAUUUUUAGGUUAUCCCAUUUUUAGGUUUUCCCAUUUUUAGGGUCUCCCAUUUUUGGGUUAUCCCAUUUUCGGGGUCUCCCAGUUUUGGGUUAUCCCAUUUUCGGGGUCUCCCAUUUUUGGGUUAUCCCAUUUUCGGGGUCUCCCAUUUUUGGGUUAUCCCAUUUUUGGGUUAUCCCAUUUUCAGGGUCUCCCAUUUUCGGGGUCUCCCAUUUUCGGGGUCUCCCAUUUUCGGAGUCUCCCAUUUUAGGUUAUCCCAUUUUCGGGGUCUCCCAUUUUUGGGGUCUCCCAUUUUCGGGCUCUCCCAUUUUCGGGCUCUCCCAUUUUCGGCUCUCCCACUUGGGGCUGUCCCAUUUCCGGGGGUCGCCGUCUCCGCGUGCGGUCGGGGUGGGGUCUCGUCGUCCCGGCGUGCGGGGCCGGGCGCGGUGCUAAUUACUUCCUGAAUUAAUUACCUGUGUUUUAUUGUCA
Molecule: messenger RNA, 6238 nt
Organism: Haemorhous mexicanus (house finch)
Lineage: Eukaryota; Metazoa; Chordata; Aves; Passeriformes; Fringillidae
Exons: 3
Coding region: 1388-2329 (313 amino acids)
Source: RefSeq, a predicted model, not a curated record